GGACCCGAAAAGGCGUCGCAAAAGGGAGAAUUGUUUGAGAGCUCAGUCAUCCAAAAACGGCCUUUCAGUGUGAGAACUCGGGGAGCCGAAGAAAAUGUCGGUGUUACAGCAGUAAAUUACCAAAACUCCAGCGGCUCCAGAGGGGGAAAACUUUUAGAUUUUGGGGACUAAAGUCGUCGCAGAAGAGGGAAGGAGUGAAUUUCGCUCGGUUUUGAAGGCGGUUUGAGCACCAAACUGCAGUUUUGUGGGUAGUAUAUGGAAGAUGUCUUUCUGGACUCCAUGGAUGAAACAGAGAAUGGUUCCAGUGUUGUGUGCUGUAGGUGCAGUACUGCUGUGCUGCCUGCAGAGCAGCGCCUCUGUCUCAGAUGAGGUGCCCGUGUUCACUGAAGAGCCUGUGUCAGUGGUGCAGAAGCUGGGUGGCAGUGUGACCUUACGCUGCAGCGCCCAACCCACCACUGCCAAUAUCAGCUGGCGCCUCAACAACCAAGAGGUGGUGGGUGGCGAUGUGGGUGUGGAACUGGGGCCUGGCACCCUGCUGAUCCGCGCACUCUCCAAUGUGACUUUGGGUCGAUACCAGUGUAUAGCCAGCACGGCCGCAGGAGCCCUGGCCAGCGUGCCGGCGAACGUCACUGCUGCCAAGCUGCGUGACUUUGAGCCUGAUGACCAGCAGGAAAUCGAGGUGGAUGAAGGAAACACAGCUGUUAUUGAGUGUCACCUCCCCGAAAGCCAACCAAAGGCGCAAGUUCGCUACAGCGUCAAACAGGAAUGGCUGGAGACGUCCAAAGGUAACUACCUCAUCAUGCCAUCAGGGAACCUACAGAUAGCCAAUGCCACGCAGGAAGAUGAGGGGCCAUACAAGUGUGCUGCGUACAACCCCAUCACUCAGGAGGUCAAAACGUCCACCUCUACUGACCGCCUGCGCAUACGCCGCUCUACGUCUGAGGCAGCUCGUAUCAUUUACCCACCAGCACCUCGUUCAAUCAUGGUUACCAAAGGCCAGCGGCUGGUGCUCGAGUGUGUAGCCAGUGGCAUCCCUACGCCACACGUCAUGUGGGCAAAAGAUGGGCGGGACCUGCGUUUCCAUAAUAACACACGCUUCCUACUCAGCAACCUGCUGAUUGACGCUGUGGGCAAUGGCGACUCGGGCACUUACGUCUGUCAGGCCGACAAUGGCAUUGGAUCGAGCAGCGCCGCCAAGGCACUCUACGAUGUGCAAGUGUUCGAGCCUCCUCAGGUGACAGUGGAGCUGCAGCAGCAGGAGGUUGCGUGGGGAGAGACAGUGCGCUUCACCUGCCAGGCGCGCGGUAAACCUGCUCCGACUGUGAUGUGGUUCCACAACGCCAGACCUGUCGCCCCAUCUCCUCGUCACCGCCUCACCUCCCGCUUCCUGCGCGUGUUCAGUGUGGGCCCGCAGGAUGACGGGCUGUACCAGUGCAUGGCUGAGAACGGAGUGGGAAGCUCGCAGGAUGCUGCUCGCCUCGUUACAGUACCAGCAGGGAUUCCAUCUCGAGGGAAGCUGCCCUCAAUCUUGCGGCCGCUCAGCCCUGAUAAGGUGCUGAGAGAGCAGCCGCCUGUGAGGCCCGGAGCCACCGAUGCCAUGCUGGCUUUGGACUGCUCCAAACUCCCGGGACAAAUCCUGCCUGCAGAAGCCCCCAUCAUUCUUAGCCAGCCACGCACUGGCAAAGCCGACUACUAUGAGCUGACCUGGAGGCCUCGCCAUGAACGGGGAACCCCAGUGCUGGAGUACAUGGUCAAGUACAGAAAGGUGGGAGAUCCUUUAGCAGACUGGACCUCCAGUAGUAUCUCGGGAUCUCUCCAUAAGCUGACCCUGUCCAAGCUGCAGCCAGACAGCCUGUACGAGGUGGAGAUGACUGCCAAGAACUGUGCGGGUUUGGGUCAGCCUGCCAUGAUGACAUUCAGAACUGGCAAAGGUCGCAGGGGUGCAGGAGGGCAAAAUGACCUGCCGAAAACUCCUGCUGUUCCUUCGCCGAGCCUCUCUCCUCCUGAGGCCCCUGACAAACCCACUGUCUCCACAGCGACAGAAACAUCAGCAUAUGUGACUUGGAUCCCGCGUGGUAAUCGCGGGUUCCCCAUCCAGUCGUUUCAGGUGGAAUACAAGAAAGUGAAGAAGGCAGGAGAGGACUGGGUGACUGCGGUGGAGAACAUCCCACCAACACGCCUCUCUGUGGAGAUCACGGGCCUGCAGAAAGGAACAUCCUAUCGGUUUCGAGUUGUGGCAGUGAACGUGAUCGGUUCCAGUCCUCCCAGUGCCCCUUCCAAAGCCUACACAGUGACUGGAGGGCGAACUCACGAACGCCCCGUGGACGGACCGUACAUCACCUACAAUGAAGCCAUCAAUGAGACAACCAUCAUACUCAAAUGGACGUACACUCCACUAAACAACACACCGAUCUACGGUUUCUAUAUCUACUACCGACCGACAGACAGCGAUAACGACAGUGACUAUAAGAAGGCGGUGGUAGAGGGCGAUCGAUACUGGCAUUCCAUCACUGACCUGCAGCCAGAGACUGCCUACGACAUUAAAAUGCAGAGCUUUAAUGAGAAAGGGGAGAGUGAGUUUGGCAAUGUGGUGAUCCUGGAAACUAAGGCCCGUCCCAAUCACCCGCGGCCUGCUCCAUCAGAGAUGCCUGUCCCUGGGCCAGGACACACCAGUGGGCUGGUGCCUCGGCCCGGCGACCUGCCUUACCUCAUAGUCGGUAUUGUCCUGGGAGCCUUCGUCUUCAUCAUUGUUGCCUUCAUCCCUUUCUGCCUUUGGAGGGCUUGGGCCAAACAGAAGCAAACGUCUGAUCUGUGUUUCCCUGGUGUGGCAGCCCCCAUGUCCUCAUGUCAGUACACCAUGGUUCCACUGCAGGGACUUGCCCUGGUAGGACACUGCCCGCUGGACACUCACAUGAACUCUUCGCACACCGUAUACUCACCUAAUGGAGAAUAUACUCCUAACGGCAAAGCCCACCUCCCCGCUCAUUGUCUGCCGGGUCUGCAGCAGGAAGUCGAUUGUGAUUUGGAGUGUGACACCCUGUUACCACAGACGGCAUCAAAUGGACACGUUCCUGGCUACUGUUACUCCACCAGUGGACCUGAUCAUGAACACAGCUGCUGCCCUCCUGAUGAUUCUUCUUGUCACCUUCUCAACUCUUCACAUCAGUACUUGGGUUCACAUGCUAUGGGCAGAGAAGCCACACUGUGCAGAGCGGGCAAAGCCGAGGAAGAAAUAACUCGAGAUCCAGCGUUUAGUCUUUUAAAUCUACAAGAAGGGAUUUUCACAUCAGUGAUAUCACAGUCUGAAGAUGGCGCACAGGAAAUUAAUGACUCGCCCUGCGAGGACACAACUGCAGCCAGCACACCUGCCUGAGACUCUUUACACCGGAGAAAAUAUUUAUUUUUGUAUCAGAUAUUUAUAUAUUUAUGCUUUUGUACAUAAGUCUUUGAGUGUCAGAGGUUAUUUUCAUAAUGAGACUUUAUUCUGCUCACUCACAUUGCUGUGACAUCUGCGUUUCACGAGGAGGGACACUGCCGAGGAAAUUUUCCUCAGGUGAAGAUGAUCCAUUGGGAGGGGUGUUUAUUCAGCACUUCAUCGUUAAACCCUCCUCAGUGUUCCUCGCAGACCUCAGUCUUACACAGUUAGGUCCUUAGCUUUACGAUCACAAAACUAAGGGACGGUUGGAACCGGUCUGAUGCUGUAAUCACGAGGCGCUUCAAAACCGUUUAGUUGUCUGCCAAGUUUUCAGGAUGCAACUGUAUAAUUUUGUAUAACAGUAACAUGUACGCAUUGCUCAUUAACAAAUUUAACGCAUGUAUGCAAACAGAGCUUUCAUUAGUGUACCAGAGAUUUUAUAUAUUGUAUAGUUAUUUAUUUUUUUAAUCACUGAAUGGGAGAGAUUCUGGAAAAACAUCUUUUACGCAGUCAGAUAAGCUGAAUUUUACACUCCAACCACAUCAGUGCAUUACCCAACAGCUGCCAGGUGAGGGCGAUGUGACUGCUGUUUCUCCCCUCACAUUUCAGCAACUAAGUAUUCAAUCCACUCCAGGGGCAUCUGCAAUCAAAAUGAAGGAGUUCCUGAAUCUACACCCUCCACAUUUCAAUGUAGCCGUUUCUGUGGUUACACAUGCUGGAGCACUGUUGGCUGUAAAUAAAAGCUAAAUAUCAACCA
Messenger RNA from Thalassophryne amazonica, 4172 nucleotides. RefSeq names its product BOC cell adhesion associated, oncogene regulated (gene boc). Gene Ontology annotation, molecular function: protein binding. The transcript is spliced from 18 exons. Bases 263 to 3373 code for a protein of 1036 amino acids. Gene Ontology annotation, cellular component: axon; plasma membrane. Gene Ontology annotation, biological process: nervous system development; axon guidance; cell-cell adhesion. The record is from RefSeq and is a predicted model, not a curated record. NCBI's taxonomy places the organism in Eukaryota, Metazoa, Chordata, Actinopteri, Batrachoidiformes, Batrachoididae.